This is a messenger RNA of Trichomycterus rosablanca, 1407 nucleotides long. RefSeq names its product family with sequence similarity 107 member B (gene fam107b). The record is from RefSeq and is a predicted model, not a curated record. The transcript is spliced from 4 exons. NCBI's taxonomy places the organism in Eukaryota, Metazoa, Chordata, Actinopteri, Siluriformes, Trichomycteridae. The coding region runs from base 174 to 578 and encodes 134 amino acids.
AGCAGACACACCUAGAGCGCUGAAGUGCCUGAGAAAAACCCCAAACAAACCCAUGUUCCUCCGGCGCCAGCACCUUCUCCUCCCUCCUCAACACUAGCUGUGAUUUAAAGUUGAUUUAAGGACUGGACCAGUCGGAGUUUCCGGAGGUUUUGCUGCCUCGUGUGCGGAGCGUUAUGGCUGAGCCGGACUACAUCGAUGGCGACUGUGAUGAGCUUGUCAAGCCCAAAAAACUCAUCAACCCAGUGAUGACCUCCAGAAACCACCAAGACCUCCAUCGAGAACUUCUAAUGAAUCAAAAGAGGGGUCUGGCUCCACAGAACAAACCAGAGCUGCAGAAGGUGAUGGAGAAGAGGAAGAGAGACCAAGUGUUAAAAACUCAAAUGGCAGAACAAGAGGCUCUCAAGAAGCCCUCAGACUUUGAGAUCGAGCUCAUGAAGAGACAACAGAAACUUGAACAGCUGGAACUAGAGCAGCAGAAGAUGGAGGAGGAGCAGGAGAACACACCUGAAUUUGUCAAAAUGAAAAGCAAUCUAAGAAGAACCAAACAGGAGGUGGAUGAGCAGGAGAGAACCACCUAGACGCCUUUUCAUUGCUUGUGGAUGAGUCCAUGGCACAUGACAUGGCAACUGGACUGCAUUUUGUGGGAAUUUCCUAGUGUUUUUUUCUCCCUGUGUUCAUGUGAAAUAAGUGACCACGUAUGUUCCUUUUGCCUGUUUGUAGGCACGACCAGUAUUUGCUUAACCACUUCUCCCUGAACAUGUGCAGCAGACGAGUAGGUUGAAAGAACAAAUGUGCACACAAACAUGCAGCCGUCACUUCACUGAGGCUGAACUUGCAUGGCAAGAUUUACAGAACCUACCCAGAGUUUUUGCAAUAGUUUUUUUUUUUUUCUUUCUUACUAUUAUUUUUGAAAAAAAACACUCAAAAGAAUUUUUACAUUUAUUUUUUUAUUUUUACAAGUUUAAAAUGGGACACUGGAUGGCUUUGGUAAGCCAAAAUAAAUAUCUCUGUUCAGUUUUGCCUUUGAAUUGUGAGAAAUUCUCACGAGGCAUUCCGUUGAUCAAACAAAAAGAGAAAAAAAUAUGUUAAAGAAAAAAAUCAAUAUUAAUUACUAUCAGUAUGUUCAUUGUUUCAGCGUUUGUGUGUGAUGUACAGAGCUUGCUUUUGUUAUUUUAUUCCCAAUAUUUGUGCACUCUCUCAAUUAAGCAAUACUAGAUCUAGUUUUGUUGGUUUUAUGUAUACAUUUUUCAUGAACGUGAAUAGCAGUUUUUGAGUGCAGUAAGCUAGAGUAAGAAAAGCAUUUGUUUGCUAGUUCAGUAUUGUUUCCUAAUUUACAUGCAUUUGAGCCAAUAAUCAACUGGUCAUGUUUCCUUUAUAUUUGAAAACCAUCUUUUAAUAAAUGUUAUU